Molecule: messenger RNA, 579 nt
Organism: Aspergillus mulundensis
Lineage: Eukaryota; Fungi; Ascomycota; Eurotiomycetes; Eurotiales; Aspergillaceae
Product: Zn(II)2Cys6 transcription factor domain-containing protein
Exons: 4
Coding region: 1-579 (192 amino acids)
Biological process (GO): regulation of DNA-templated transcription
Molecular function (GO): zinc ion binding; DNA-binding transcription factor activity, RNA polymerase II-specific
Source: RefSeq, a predicted model, not a curated record
AUGCCUGCUCGAUCACAAUCACGUAUCACAACGGCCUGUAACUCCUGCCGUCAUCGGAAGCAAAAGUGCAGUGGGAAUCGACCGCAAUGUCUACAAUGUCUCGAGCAUCGGCGAACCUGCGACUGGCCUGAACAACUAAAACGGGGUCCCGCGAAAGGCUACUUCGAAGCUCUCGAACGCCGUCUCCAAGAAACCGAGAACCUUCUCCUGGGCCUUCUACAUCAGGUAUCUGACGCUCAGCUGUCAGACGCUAUCCCAGUCCCACAUCAUGGUUCCCCGGCGCAGCUCCGGUUGUCAAAACGGGGCAGCGAGCAUUGGAAGCUAUUUCCGCUACGAUCUGUACAGGAAAUUCGGGCCUGGCAGGCGGAUUCCCAGCAACCAGUGCCGGGAGGUGCUUCUACUUCUACCUCUACGCCUAGAAUCGAUCGGAAUGAUGUUUCUAUUCCGGCAAUUCAAGAAGAGCUUAGACUUCCGCAAGACUCUCCACAGACGCAACGUGAGAGUCCGGAGGUACAACCGAGCGUGAGUGCAUGGAGUGGAGCUCCCUCGGUCAACUUCCAGCAGCAGUUUCUGUGGUAG